Molecule: messenger RNA, 1365 nt
Organism: Elephantulus edwardii (Cape elephant shrew)
Lineage: Eukaryota; Metazoa; Chordata; Mammalia; Macroscelidea; Macroscelididae
Gene: NUCB2
Product: nucleobindin 2
Exons: 12
Coding region: 1-1263 (420 amino acids)
Cellular component (GO): endoplasmic reticulum-Golgi intermediate compartment; extracellular exosome
Molecular function (GO): calcium ion binding
Source: RefSeq, a predicted model, not a curated record
AUGAGGUGGAGGACAAUCCCAUCACAGUACUGUUUUCUCUUGGUUACAUGCCUACUUGCUGUUUUUGAAGCUGUGCCUAUAGACAUAGAUAAGACAAAAGUAAAAAAUACUGAACCUGUGGAAAAUGAAAAGAUAGAACCACCAGAUACUGGACUUUAUUAUGAUGAAUAUCUGAAACAAGUGAUUGAUGUGCUGGAAACAGAUAAACACUUCAGAGAAAAGCUCCAGAAAGCCGACAUAGAGGAAAUAAAGAGUGGAAGGCUAAGCAAAGAGCUGGAUUUAGUAAGUCACCAUGUGAGGACAAAGCUAGAUGAACUGAAAAGACAAGAAAUAGCAAGGUUAAGGAUGCUAAUUAAAGCAAAACUGGAUUCCCUUCAAGAUGUAGGCAUAGACCAUCAAGCUCUUCUAAAACAGUUUGACCACCUAAACCACAUGAAUCCUGACACGUUUGAAUCCAAAGAUUUAGAUAUGCUAAUCAAAGCGGCUACAAGUGAUCUGGAAAACUAUGACAAGACUCGGCAUGAAGAAUUUAAAAAAUAUGAAAUGUUGAAGGAACAUGAAAGGCGAGAAUAUUUAAAAACAUUGAGUGAGGAAAAGAGAAAAGAAGAAGAGUCUAAAUUUCAAGAAAUGAAGAAGAAACAUGAAAAUCAUCCCAAAGUGAACCAUCCAGGAAGUAAAGAUCAACUGAAAGAGGUGUGGGAAGAGGCUGAUGGUUUGGAUCCUAACGACUUUGAACCCAAGACAUUUUUCAAAUUACAUGAUGUCAAUAAUGAUGGCUUUCUGGAUGAACAAGAAUUAGAAGCCCUCUUUACUAAAGAGUUGGAGAAAAUAUAUGACCCCAAAAACGAAGAGGAUGAUAUGAUAGAAAUGGAAGAAGAAAGGCUUAGAAUGAGGGAGCAUGUAAUGAAUGAGAUUGAUGUUAAUAAAGACCGGUUGGUGACUUUGGAGGAGUUUUUAAGAGCUACGGAAAAAAAGGAGUUCUUGGAACCAGAUAGUUGGGAGACAUUGGAUCAGCAACAGUUCUUCACAGAAGAAGAAUUGAAAGAAUAUGAAAAUCAAAUAUCUUUGCAAGAAAAUGAACUUAAGAAGAAAGCAGAAGAGCUUCAAAAACAAAAAGAAGAGCUACAACGUCAGCACGACCAACUUGAGGCUCAGAAGAGGGAAUAUUAUCAGGUUGCACAGCAAAUGGAACAAAAAAAGUUACAGCAAGGAAUUCCCCCAUCAGGACCAGCUGGAGAAUUGAAAUUCCAGCCACCCAUUUAAAGUCUGAAGUCCACCAGAACCUGGAAGAAAACGGUUAACUCAUCAUGUUUCAUCUUUUUACCUCUCUUCUUCCCUUUUCUCUGCUCAAUAAAUAUCUUAAAA